GUCUCCCUCGAGAGCACUAGAGCCUCCGAACCCGAGAGAAGGUGCGCUCCGCUGGGACAGAGGAAGCAUAAAGAGACGGGGAGGGAGGGAAUGAGAUUUCUUGCUACCCAAUCCCCCUUUUCCCCUGGGAGAGCAAGCCUUCCAUGGUCCGUCCCUCCCUCUUGUUUGGUAAUCAUUUCAUUUUACUCCUUUUUGAAGCAGUCGCUUGUUUUAUCCCACUUUUCAUUUCACAAUCCCGUGCGCGUAUGUUCGCCUUCUUCUGAUCAACUUCGGCAUCUCCCCUCUCUUUACUCACAACGAAAAGGUAUCCUAGAUCCCGGCUGAUUCUUCUCCUUCGAGAUGCUUAACUGUUCUAGCGCUCACCCUCUCUCCACCCUCUUUUAACUUGAGACCGGUUAAGCUUGAGCGAACUGAACUGGGGUUGGAAUUAAAAAUAAAGCGGAAAAACCCAAAGGGAUACGACGCUCGUCUUUGGAUAAGGACCGCUAUCGCUUUCCCCCUUGUUGCACUUUGGGGAAGAUUCUUCCCUUUUCAGUUGCUCGUCGUUAAUCCAGGUGGCCUUGUGAGUUGGUUAAGAGAGAGUUCCCAGAAGGUUACUUUCAUGUUCUCCAUCCAGGACAGCCUCCCGCGGGGAGCCUUGACCAUGAAAGAGGAACCGCUCACGAGUGGCAUGACACCGGUCCGCUCUUGGAUGCAGAGCGCGGGGAUAUUGGACGCGAACACAGCAGCACAAAGCGGUGUAGGUCUGGCCCGGGCUCACUAUGAAAAACAGCCCCCCUCGAACCUACGCAAAUCCAACUUCUUCCACUUCGUGUUGGCGCUGUACGACCGACAGGGCCAGCCCGUGGAGAUCGAGAGAACCUCUUACAUAGACUUUGUGGAGAAAGACAAAGAGUACAAUGGAGAGAAGACCAACAACGGCAUCCAUUACAGGCUACAGCUCCUGUACAGUAACGGCAUCAGGACAGAACAAGAUCUGUUUGUACGGCUAAUAGACUCCAUGACCAAACAGGCAAUCCUCUACGAGGGCCAGGACAAAAACCCAGAGAUGUGCCGUGUCCUUCUCACCCACGAGAUCAUGUGCAGUCGUUGUUGUGACAAGAAGAGCUGUGGAAACCGCAACGAGACGCCCUCCGACCCAGUCAUCAUUGACAGAUUCUUCCUGAAGUUCUUCCUCAAGUGCAAUCAGAAUUGUUUGAAAAAUGCAGGGAACCCACGAGACAUGAGAAGGUUUCAGGUGGUGGUCUCCACUACGGUGAACGUGGACGGCCAUGUCCUUGCUGUCUCCGACAACAUGUUUGUCCACAACAACUCCAAACAUGGCAGGAGGGCCCGACGCCUGGACCCCUCUGAAGCAGCUACGCCCUGCAUCAAAGCCAUCAGCCCGAGUGAGGGGUGGACGACCGGGGGAGCCACUGUCAUCAUCAUCGGAGACAACUUCUUUGACGGACUGCAGGUGGUCUUCGGUACUAUGCUGGUCUGGAGUGAGCUAAUCACGCCCCACGCCAUCCGGGUCCAGACGCCCCCUCGCCACAUCCCAGGGGUCGUGGAGGUCACGCUCUCUUACAAAUCCAAGCAGUUCUGCAAAGGGGCGCCAGGACGCUUUGUCUACACCGCCUUGAAUGAGCCCACCAUCGACUACGGCUUCCAGAGGCUACAGAAGGUCAUCCCCAGACACCCAGGGGAUCCCGAGAGGUUACCUAAGGAAGUGCUGUUAAAGCGAUCAGCAGACUUAGUAGAAGCCCUGUACGGAAUGCCCCACAAUAACCAGGAGAUCAUUCUGAAGCGGGCAGCUGACCUGACCGAGGCCCUGUACAGUGUCCCCCGCAGCCACAACCAGCUGCCUUCGCUUAGCGGCUCGGCCGCUCACUCCGGCAUGAUGGGAGUCAACUCCUUCAGCAGCCAGCUGGCCGUCAACAUCUCCGAGGCCUCGCAGGGGGACCAGGGUUACUCCCGUAACUCCAACAGCGUAUCGCCCCGUGGCUACGUCCCCAGCUCCACGCCCCAGCAGUCCAACUAUAACACCAUCACGUCCACCAUGAACGGCUACGGAGCGGGCAUGACCAACCUCGGGGUGCCAGGCUCACCCAGCUUCCUCAACGGCUCCGCUGCCAACUCCCCCUACGCAAGAUCUACCACCUCCCCCUCCUCCUCCUACUCCUCCUCCUCUUCCUCCAUCCCUCUGUUCUCCGGUGGACCCAUAGGCCCUUAUUCAUUCUCUCCUGUCCAUAUGAUCUCUGCAGUCAAACAGAAGAGCGCCUUCGCCCCUGUCGUGCGGCCACAGACCUCCCCGCCCCCCACCUGCACCACCACCAAUGGCAGCAGCCUCCAGGCCAUGGCAGGUCUAAUAGUCCCACCUAUGUGAAGAGGGCCCACUGCCAGAUUGACCACAUCUCCACUAGCUCACAGAAUCUCUACAGCAUCAGCUUAAAUCUCAUCAACCUCCAAAACAGGACCAUCAAGCCUCUUCACUCCUGGGAACAGAACAACAAAGAAAAUCCAAGUAACCAGAAAACCCCUAAAAUGACGCUAGAUUAUCUUUGUGUUGGUUCAGUAGUUGACUUCAUCGUCACUUUCUGUGUUUUGCAUUUUGGGACUUGUAAGCCAUUCCUUGCCCAACAGGUAGCAUUUCCACAUAGAUAUGUAUGAAGGGUUAACUAAUCUGAAAAUAUAGCAAUGUGAAUAACAAACUGUGGUUUUGAAAGGCAGGUAGUUACUCCUUGUCGUGUAAGCAUUGUCCGGCGUCCUACAAGGUUCAUUUGCAUGUCGGGACAACUAUUUUGACUGGAUCUUCUAAUGAACCUAGUUCGUUGUCAGUCAUAUAACCACUGUGAGCAGGUAGAGUCUAAAGGCCUACAGUUCAAAACGGUCAACUAUGGAAAAAGUGCAGAAGCCAUGAAUAUCCAACACUCUGUCAAUUGUCCGACUCAAAAUCGGCGGGAGUUUCAAUGAGAAUUCCCCACAAUGUCUAUAAAAAAAUCGGCUUCAAAAAGACAACUGAUAUCUAAUGUCGUAGUCUUUUAGCAUUUUAAUUUGUGUACCAUAGCUUUUAAUAAUGUGCGUUUAUCAUAUCUGAAGGAAAAUGCAGUAAUUUUCUAAUCUAACGAAAGGGUUGGCAAACAUUCUGGCUAGGAGCAAAUAGCAAAUGUUGUACUAAACCGCCCGAGGUUUUGAGGUUAAAGGGUUUUAGAUGUCUACCAUUUUUAAAACAUAGUACAAUAGAUAUAUUUCCGGGUGUGUUGAUUGGUAGAUUUUAACCAGAAAUGCUUGCAGCAGUUUUAAUCACAUUUAGGUACCAGAUUUCUUGUUAUUCUUCUGAUUGUGCUUAUUUUGUAUGUAUUUAUAAAGUAUGUUUUGGGAUUCCUUUUGUGAUUUAGGCCUGAAUGAUAGUCUUAAAUAUAUAUGUAAACACAUUUGAUGUCUUAAUACCUUUUAGAUAUUGUAAAAAGAUUGAAAAAGGAGAGGAACAACCCUUUUGUAAAAACGAAAAAAGUCAAACAUGACAUGGUCACCCUGUCUUUUAAAGCAGGAUAUACGCCCCACCACUUUUGUAUAAAAAUGGUUUUCCGAUACUAUAUUUAACUUUUUUUUUGUAUACAGCAUUUGUGUUUUCGCCAGUUCUCCUUGUCUUUUGUGUAUUAUUGUGAAAUGUGUAUUAUCAUGGUUAUUUCUUAAUGCACUAUUUUAGUUGGGGCACUUACAAGAGCAAUGCAUCUUAGCAAGCAAGAAAAAAAUAGAAAAAAGGAAAACAAUUACAGAAAAUGGAGAUAAAAAAAAAUACAAAAGACAAAGGCUAGUACAAAUAUGCACCAAGAUGAUUUUUUUUGUUGUAGCCAUUCUUCGAUUCACAUUUUUGUCAGUGUGGCUAAAAUGGCAAGGUUGUUUUCAUGUGAAUUUCUCUUUUUCAAAAACACUUCCAUCCUAAUCCUCCAUACUCCUUACUUCAAAUUUUAGGCGUAUCCAUUUUUUUUCGUUCAUUGGUUACAAUUCAACUCCUUUCCCAUCUUAACUACGGACCCAAGCCUAUUCCUUGUGUUUUGGUGAUAAUGAAUGUAAUACACAUGCCUGAAUCAGCAGCGAGGUUGAAACUCAAGUACACCCUCCAAUAACUGCUGUGGAGGGACCACUCAAGUGUAGGGUUCACCGAUCUCAAGGAACCUUCCAUUGAUGUCAGUGUUGUCGGUGGUGUUAUUGUCGUUGCACACAAUCUGUAUCAUGUACUUAUGCAAUGUGUAUUUCCUGUAAAGCAAGCUAUCGCUCCACAUUUCAGUGGAAAUGGUUUUGAAACGUAAAAGAACACAAGACAUAAUUGAUGCCUUACAAUAGAACACGCUCCAAUACAAUGCAUUUUCAUUAUUUUGAUACUCUUAAUUGAAGUGUGGUCUUAGAAUACAACUUUUUUUUUUUUUUAAAUAGAGUUAUGCUGUUGCAGAUUUAUUUAUUCCUUAUUUUUACCAGGUGAGUUGACUGAGAAUACGUUCUCAUUUACAGCAACGCCCUGGGGGAAAGUUACAAAACAUAGCAGAAAUAAAUAGAUGUCUAAGAAUUAGUUACAGUUGUCCUUCAUUUGAUGGUUUUGAAUGAUCAUUUGAGCUGCAGUGGAUGUAGUUUAAACUAGGAUAUGUUGAACGAUACAUCCUCCAAAUUUCCACAUAGCCCGUGUCACAUAAUGAUAGUGGGACAAUAGGUCACAAAAAUCAAUGAUGCGUCUGAUUAAACCUUUGAUUUUAUGCUAAUUCUGUGCAGUGAUUGACAUAAAUCGGCUAUCAUCGGGUGGCAUCAACAUGUAGUGUGGGCUUGUGAAGAAAAGAAAAAAAGUGAAGGGAAAAUCUGUUGCACCACUUUGAGAGAGCCAUUUUUCAAUUACGCGAGUCAAGGCCAGCUCAUAGAAUGUCAUCUGAAUUCAAUAUUAUGGACUUCUAAACCCAUUUUCAAUGAAAACACACGUUUUCUCUUCGAGUUAAAUCUUGGCUGACUUCUCACAAUCCUCCCCCUCACCCCCAUGUGUCCAUUCCAUCCCUAUACUGAGUUUUCAAAUAGCUUGCAAAAUAUUUUUUGUUUGUUUGUUAUAGUUGUAGAAAGCUUGCUUUUUGCUGCCCUGGUUUUCUGCAGAGGUUUUUUUCAAUUGCAAAGUGUACUUUCUCAAUGUUUUAUUCAAUAUGAAAAGGGGAGAGGUACUGCAUCUUUGUCAAAUAUGAAAUGUACCAUCAAAGUAUACUCUAUCAAAGCACAAUGUUUAAUUAAUGUCUCUAAAAUACAAAAGGGGGGUAUCCCCCCCGCUUUUCCUUUUCUGUCUUUGACCAUGCUGUAAAUAGAUGCAUGUUUUUUUUCUGUGAUCCAGUGCUUUUUUGUACAGAAACAGACUAAUAAAGAAUACAUUUGGCUUGAAAA
Oncorhynchus mykiss (rainbow trout) is the source of this 5391-nucleotide messenger RNA. RefSeq names its product transcription factor COE3. The record is from RefSeq and is a predicted model, not a curated record. Lineage: Eukaryota; Metazoa; Chordata; Actinopteri; Salmoniformes; Salmonidae. Gene Ontology annotation, molecular function: DNA-binding transcription factor activity; DNA binding. Gene Ontology annotation, biological process: regulation of DNA-templated transcription.